GCCAAAGCCAUGUCGAGAAAAUUGCAUUGAUAAAGCAGUGCAUUGAUAAAGCAGUGCAAAGACGCCGUCCAAACUGUCCGAAACCUGUACCAUGCAGAACAGGGAGCUCGCGAAAUCAGAGCCGCCGAUUUGCAGAAGUGUAGUUCGGAGCUCCAAACUCUCUACCGUCAGUAUCUUGCCAUGAACCAAGCCCAUAUCGGCCGUUCCGGCGAACCGAACAAGCUCGAGACAGAGUUCCAGGCUGCUCGGACCCAGUUCGAUGACCUCGACAGUCGAUAGAACGCAGAACGUGGAGACAAUCGGAACCCGACUGGCGGAAUUGAAGGUCCUGGAUGAUAAAUCUGCCUACGCUGAGCACCUGUACAGGGAGGCGCUGGCACAAUGGGACGAUUUCCAGGCAGUGGCAAGGGAGGUGCAAGCGACAUGUCGAGCUACGUCGUCCUGGAACAGAGAGCUCGCGGACGUCUUUGAUCGGCACAUCCUUCAAGUGCGACUGAUCCUGCAGACCACCGACGCAUGUAAGCAACAGCUUCGAGAGCAAGACCAAGCUCUUCAAGAGCGAACCAGGCAGCUUCAAACCCAAGCAGAGUCCAUUGCCAGACUCAAGGCCCUGCACGUCGACCUGGAACACAGAUUUCAGACAGAGUCCAUUGCCACGCUCAAGGCGCAAUACGCCGACCUUGAACACAGAUUUCGGACCCUGGUGAGGGACGGCCCUUGGACCAAGGAAGAAGAGGAUGAUACGAAGGCGCAGCUGGGCAACAGAGCCAAUUAGACCUACAUACGAGGGCAGCACGACAGUACAAAUUGCUCCAGCAUCACGAUUGAAGUUGUCCUCAAAACAGUCGGCGACCAGCGCUCGCAAGUCAACGCGAAGGAUCUUGCCAUCCGGAGACAGAUGUAUGGACAAAGCAGAGGGAAGAGGUUACCCACGGCUGGUUCCAAAAGGGAAAAGGGAAGCAAAUUCCGAAUGAGAAAAAGGUGCGCUGGAUACUG
Messenger RNA from Cladophialophora immunda, 996 nucleotides. RefSeq lists its product as uncharacterized. The transcript has a single exon. Lineage: Eukaryota; Fungi; Ascomycota; Eurotiomycetes; Chaetothyriales; Herpotrichiellaceae. The record is from RefSeq and is a predicted model, not a curated record. The coding region runs from base 260 to 775 and encodes 171 amino acids.